Molecule: messenger RNA, 1735 nt
Organism: Rhineura floridana
Lineage: Eukaryota; Metazoa; Chordata; Lepidosauria; Squamata; Rhineuridae
Gene: SHBG
Product: sex hormone binding globulin
Exons: 8
Coding region: 62-1345 (427 amino acids)
Molecular function (GO): steroid binding
Source: RefSeq, a predicted model, not a curated record
CCCACUGCACUGCAGGCACAGUUGCCGCUGGACCCUGCGGCUCUCCGCACUCUCCAUCAGCAUGAUCCCCAUCGCCCCUUGGCUGCUUCUGCUGGUGGUCCCGGGGGCCCCUUGGACGGCUGGGGAGGAGCUCCAGGGGAUCAUGGGGGCCUACCUUUCCAAGCAUGGUCAGUGUUUCCAGUCCCUCUCCGGAGAGGCGGGUGCUUUGAACCUUGGACAGAGAUUGGGAGACUCCUCCCCAACAGCCACAUUGUUCGUUGAUCUGCGUACAGUGACAAGUGCUGCCUCUUCUUUUGAUUUCCGCACCUUUGACCCAGAGGGCAUAAUUUUCUACGGUGAUAUGAGCCCUGGAGUCAACUGGUUUGUCCUGGCUUUACGGAAGGGGAAACCUGAAAUUCAAAUCCACAACACUGUGACAAACAUCACAGUUUCUGGAGGGUCGCGCAUCAAUGACGGCCAAUGGCAUCGGAUUAUGGUGAAGAACGAAGGGCAUCGCGUCAUGUUGGAAGUGGAUGGCGACGACCACUUGACCCUGAGCCACGUCUCCAAAGCCAUCAUUGACGACCCCGUCUCUUUGAUGCGCAUCGGGGUUGGGGGCUUGUUCAUCCCUGUGCAGGAGCUGCUGCUCCCGCUGAACCCGGCGCUGGACGGCUGUAUGAGACGCUGGAACUGGUUGAACAGGAGCUCCGAGUGGCUGGAAGGGGCUUCCCUGGAGGAGCAAGGGACCAAGGUCUGUUUCCCCACCAUCCACAGGGGGAGCUUCUUCCCUGGAGACGGAGUGGCCACCUUCUCGCUCUCAGGCCUUCCCACCGGACUCAGUUCUGCCAACAAGAGCUGGUCCCUGGCUGUGGAGAUGUGGAUCAGGGCCGCCCCACAGUCAGGGACCCUGCUGGCUGUCUCCACCAUGAAGCAGACUCUUCUCCUAUGCUUGAACCUGCAUCGCACGGAUCUGAUGGCCCAAUUGGGGAACAAGACGGUCCUCCUGGUGCCACUGCCCACGGGGGGCUGCCUGGAUGCCCACCUCCUCCUGAGCAUCACCCCGUCUCACGUCACGCUGCGUCUGGGUGACACAGAGACUUCCAAGCCGACCCCAAAGCCAGAUUUUGAGAGCCUGAAGCACAUCUGGCUUGGCCAGAAGGGACACCUCAUAUUUGGAGGAUUACCUGGACACGAAAAAUCCCCUCUGGCCCAGGAGGGCAUUUUUUUCCGGGGCUGCCUGCGUGGGAUCCAGGUGCAAGGCCACGAACUUGACCUCGACUUGGCACAAUACAGGAGCAACUCCAUUUGGCCCCACAGCUGCCCUGGGAGUGACGCGGGCAAGGCCAAUCCAGACAGGGAGAACUGAAGAGUGCGCUGCGGCGAUGACGACGGCUCCCUCUUUGCCUGCAGCGUGGCCUUCCCUCUCCCAAGGAGAAGUCUCUGUCUGUCUGUCUCCUUUCCAUCCCUCCUUCCCUGUCCUGACUAAGUCUGAUCAGUCGCUCCCAUUGUGGUCAACAGUUUGGCCCUGUAGCUGCAGUUGCAUGUUGCCAUGCGAUGGCUGAGAGUGUGUGGCUGGAACUGAGUGGCGCUGGCCUGACCAGCCAUUGGUUGUGAGGGCCUGCUGGUGUGUAGGGGCCGGCAAAUCUGUCCAUUUCAGCUUCCUGCAGUUCCUCGUUUUUCUAGUCUUAAAUUCAGUUCUCCACAUUUAUGCGGCUGCUUGCAUUAAAAGAAAAAGAAACCUCCCCAUGAAAAUUCA